GGCGUGGCCUCGGCCUCUGAGGCGCCAUGGCGGAAGAGAUAGGCAGCGUCCUGAUCCAGGUACAAGAAGACCUGCAACAACUGAAGACGAAGCUGCGAGAGGUCAGCCACGAUUGGGAUGGAGCUCAGGUCUUCGAAAACGCAAUUGAAAGGACUGAGAGUGGGCUGAGGAAACAAGCUGAGAAGUAUUUAAGUGCCGUAAACAGAUCUGUGCUAACUAUUUCCGCAACUGAUGCUGAGCUACUGAGUCCAAGACACAUUUCCAGAUGGGGCAUUCCUUUGGAGACGUCUCAGACAGAGAUCACAUUAACAGAGAGACCGGCCAAUGCAGUUGCCAUCACCCGGCGUGGCCGGCUACCACUCCACAUGUCUACAGGAUCAAAGCACAAGCUUUCAAUGGCAUUGAGGGUUUUGUGCGACCCGCGAAAUCCCUGCCACCGAAGCGUCCUGAACGAGAACUAUGGGGUCUCUUUGCCAUGGAUUAAUCGAAGGAAGACAUCUCCAGCUCCAACUCAGAAAGUAGCCAAAGGAGUUACUGUUAGCAGUCUCCCAGUUGCCCCGGCCUCCUUCCACUUGAAUAAAGUGUGCUCCCUCUUGCCUGUCUCCGAAAUGGAUUCAGAGAAAGGCAUCUUGAGUCUAGUUGAAAGGGGCCUGAUCCCUCGUGCCGCUCGGAUUACUCUCGAGAAGCCUCCGGUUCUUCCCAGACCCGUUCCUCUUCAUGAAUUUCACACAAAGUAUCAAAGAAUGGGUGCCGAUAGAAGUGUGGACAGCAAGAAGGCGGGUGGGGCAGCUUAUUUGUCUGAAGACCCAGCCCGCACUUCCAGUUUUGCAAGCAAAGAUAGCAAAGAGAAGGGCAACAUUGCCCCACCUCCAUCCUGCAUCUCAGUCAUUCCUUUCAAGAAGUCCAGGGAGCGACUGGGACAGAUACCAAAGCAGGAGUCGUCCACUUCUUCUGCCUUGCUGCCAAAGGCCUCUGGGAUUACGCUGGCCAGGUCAUUCCACAAAGUAGUGUCGGAGUUUGACAUACCGGUCCACAAUGGGAUCCUAGACUACGCCUCUUCCGACCUCCAAGCGUUUAAACGGCACUGCUGCCUAUUCUGGGGAGAUAUCUUUUCCUUCCUGGAAAACGUGGCCAACCUCCUCAAGGAUUACGCCGUGCCCUAUGCGAUCAUCAAGGGACGGAAAGUGAUGGAGAUCGUCCCAGACUUUGAACUGAACCAGAGUCCAACCAGGGAGGACCUUCUCUCAGUAAUAAGGGAUGCCUUGGCCAUCAGAAAGCUCCUGGGCCGCCCUGGCCAGAGGUACAAGGGCCGAAAGGGACUUCAGGCGGCGGCCACCAAGAUCCAGGCCACAUGGAGAGGUCACAAGCUGCGGAAGGCCUACAUCCAGUUCCGGCAGCACCAGUGGGCCACCGGAGUGAUUGCCAUCCCAUGGCUCAUCCACAUUCACAUGCGCCGCGUCAGGAAGAUCCUGAAGGAAGCACGACAGAGGCACCUGGAGAAUUUCUACAUCAGGGGCAAGCAUCUGGCCGCCAACUGGAAUCGCAUCAGGACCUCUAGGAGGACCAUUAUCCACAUCCCAUCAUUAGGUUAUACACAAAUUGUGAGAGAGGCGACUCCUGAUUUUGCCAUCCAUCAGGGAUCUCAGAUUGGAAGGCUGUGUGAAAUACAAGAUCCUAAUGUGGACGUCAUCUACAUUUGCCCCUUUGAAAUGAGCGAGGAGAUGCAGGACUAUUACGACAGGCUCCUGGGACUACAGACGGCUGUUAAAUCCGGGAACCCCGAGGACAUUGCUGACCUGCGGGACAGGUUCAAGAUCCUCACCCCUGAAGCCAUCCACAGCUUCCCUGGCCGGCCCAUGUCCCUGGCCACCUUCCUCAAGUACAGUCCCAAGACCAUCCAGAGGAUCCGGCGUCUGAUCCAAGGCAAAGUGGCCUACUUGGUUGGAGGGCUCCUUGGUCAAGACGAUCUGGAAGUGGCUGACACCUUGGACCUCCCCGUUUUGGGUUCCAGCCCGGAAGUGUCCCGUCUCUACAGCUCCAAGUCCGGAAGCAAGAGGAUCUUCGAUGCCUCUAAGGUUCCGGUGCCACCAGGCCGGUACGACAUCUACAGCCGGCAACAGGUGGUUGAGUUCCUGAGCCAGCUGGUCAUCGACUACCCAGAGGUGAAGCGCUGGGUCUUCAAAGCAGACCACUACUUUGGCGGGAACGGGACAGCCUUCUGCGACGUCACGGCACACCUCCGGUGCUACCCUUGGGUCCUGAAGGAGAGGCAUCGCUAUGGCCCCGAGAUAUGGAAGAAGAGCUGGGCACACGAACCAGCUUUGGCGAAGAUCUCCCAGGAGCUGCCGGGCCUUUUAGCACAGCACGCCCGGGCUGUCAAUGAGAAACGAUUUCCUACAUGGGGGAAAUUCCUCCAAACGUUUGUGCGUCAAGGUGGAAUCAUCGAGGCCUUCCCGCCCUCGGACAGCAUCACCAACCUCACUGUGGAUAUGCUGAUAGAGCCAACGGGAGCGAUCACGAUGGUUUCCUGCGGGGACCAGUUCCAUGCCGAUGGCCCCUUCCGCUCCUCAGGAACCACCCUCCCACAGGCUUCAGUUGAGCCCCAAGUCCUGAAUGCGCUCUGCUUCCGGAUCGGAGAGGCCUGCCGGAACCGGGGAGUAGUGGGCUACUUCUCCAUCGACUUUGCCACCUUCAUCCACCCCAAAACCAUGGGGCAGCAGGUAUGGGCCAUAGACCUCGAUCUCCAUUACAGUGACAACCUGGCUUCAACUCAGCUCUUGCGUUAUGUCACGAAUGGGACGUUGGAUUGCAAUUUAAGCCGCUUCCAAGUGCGACUCGUUCCAAAGAAACCAAAAAGCCGGCAUGUCCAGAGAGAACCACCCGAAGCGGGCCCCAUUGUCAGCCGCUAUGCUGUCAUGAGCACUUCGAUCAGAAACGCCAACCUUUCCAUCAUCUAUUACAGCGUCUUCCUUCGGAUGUGCAAAGCGCAUGGGAUUGGAUAUGAACUUGAGCUAAGAGAAGGGAGCAUUUUUAUCCCCUUUGAAGACCGGAAGAGACACAGAUUUGGGAUGAUAACCGUUGGAGAGCAUCUCCGGGGGGUCCUCAUGACCUUUGCUCAGCAUCUCUUCAUCAUCUAUCAAGAAUUAUCAGCACCUAAUAUGCAUGCCGAGACCAAUUUUAAGGGGGCCGUCCAAGACGUGGAGAGCAUCCUGGGGGUCGCAGAGCAAAACAAGCUAAGGUUUGACAAGGAGGAGGAGGAGGCCACCAAGGCACUCGAGCCGGCAAAAUAGGAGGGUUUUAAAAGUUACCUUCCUUCACCCUGAUCCUCCUGCCUGGAGGGAAAUAAAUGAAUAUUGAUCUAUUCUUCUAAUAAAAUAAAAUA
Messenger RNA from Anolis sagrei ordinatus, 3382 nucleotides. It is a transcript of the gene IQCH, whose product is annotated as IQ motif containing H. The record is from RefSeq and is a predicted model, not a curated record. Lineage: Eukaryota; Metazoa; Chordata; Lepidosauria; Squamata; Anolidae. Gene Ontology annotation, molecular function: protein binding.